Messenger RNA from Candoia aspera, 2434 nucleotides. It is a transcript of the gene GFM1, whose product is annotated as G elongation factor mitochondrial 1. Gene Ontology annotation, cellular component: mitochondrion. Bases 23 to 2239 code for a protein of 738 amino acids. The transcript has 18 exons. Gene Ontology annotation, molecular function: GTPase activity; translation elongation factor activity; GTP binding. Gene Ontology annotation, biological process: mitochondrial translational elongation. The record is from RefSeq and is a predicted model, not a curated record. Lineage: Eukaryota; Metazoa; Chordata; Lepidosauria; Squamata; Candoiidae.
CAGAGGCGCUGGUGUUUUCGCGAUGUUGAGGUGUCGGCGUAUCUUGGGUUCGGUGUUGCCUCGGCAACAGCUCAUGUUACAUAGCUGUAGAUGGUGUUCUUCAGGAAUUUUUCCCAAUGAAAAGAUCCGGAACAUAGGCAUUUCUGCACACAUCGACUCAGGAAAGACCACAUUAACUGAACGCAUUCUAUUUUAUACAGGAAAGAUAGCAGAAAUGCAUGAGGUAAAGGGGAAAGAUGGGAUAGGUGCUGUCAUGGAUUCCAUGGAAUUGGAACGACAACGAGGGAUCACUAUUCAGUCUGCUGCAACAUACACCAUGUGGAAAGGCACAAAUAUUAAUAUAAUUGAUACCCCAGGGCAUGUUGAUUUCACAAUAGAAGUAGAAAGGUCACUGAGAGUUCUUGAUGGAGCCGUUCUCGUCAUGUGUGCUGUUGGAGGGGUUCAGUGCCAGACAAUGACAGUGAACAAACAAAUGAAGCGAUACGGUGUUCCGUUCUUGACCUUUAUCAAUAAAUUGGAUCGCACGGGCUCAAAUCCAAACAGAGCAAUACAACAACUAAGAACCAAGCUGAAGCAGAAUGCUGCUUUUAUUCAGAUUCCUAUGGGACUGGAAGGGCAAUUCAAAGGAAUUGUUGAUUUAAUUGAAGAAAAAGCUAUAUACUUUGAAGGUGACUUUGGCGAGAUUGUUAAAUAUGAUGACAUCCCUUCUGAGUUCAGAGCAGAGUCCACAGAUCGUCGCCAGGAACUGAUUGAAUGUGUUGCAAACAUAGAUGAAAAACUUGGAGAGCUUUUUCUUGAAGAGAAGAUCCCAACAGUGACUGAUUUGAAACUUGCAGUCAGAAGAACAAUACUCAAUAAGACCUUCACACCUGUACUGGUUGGAAGUGCCCUGAAGAAUAAAGGGGUGCAACCUCUGUUGGAUGCUGUUCUAUCAUAUCUCCCAAAUCCAUCAGAAGUACAGAAUUAUGCAUUAUUCAACCAGGAGGAUAUGCUGGAAAAAUCCAGGAUUUUGUUAGGAUCUGCCAGAGAUGAUUCCCUGCCAUUUUUGGGCCUGGCAUUCAAACUUGAGGCUGGACGUUUUGGGCAGCUGACAUAUGUUCGUGUUUAUCAAGGGAUGCUAAAGAAAGGUAGCUAUAUCUAUAACACCAGGACUAAGAAAAAGGUACGGGUACAAAGAUUUGCCCGCAUGCACGCGGACAAGCUGGAGGAUGUGGAAGAGGUUUAUGCAGGUGAUAUCUGUGCAUUUUUUGGCAUUGAAUGUGCUAGCGGAGAUACAUUCUCAGAGAAAGUGAAUAUUGACCUUUCUAUGGAACCCAUUCAUGUACCUGAUCCUGUUGUUUCUAUAACAAUGAAGCCAUCCAACAAGAAUGAUGACAAGUUUGCAAAAGGCAUCAACCGUUUUGUAAGAGAAGAUCCCACUUUCCAAGUCCAUUUUGACACUGAGAGCAAAGAGACAGUUGUUUCAGGAAUGGGAGAACUACACCUGGAAAUCUAUGCUCAGCGAAUGGAAAGAGAAUACGGUUGUCCUUGUGUGACCGGGAAGCCUAAAGUAGCAUUCAGAGAGAGCAUUGAGGCCCCUGUACCCUUUGAUUAUACCCAUAAAAAACAGUCUGGUGGUGCAGGCCAGUAUGGAAAAGUAAUAGGGUAUCUGGAACCCCUAGAUGCAGAGCACUACACCAAAGUGGAAUUUCUUGACCAAACGAUUGGGACAAAUAUUCCAAAGCAGUUUGUGCCAGCUAUUGAAAAGGGAUUCCGUGAGGCAUGUGAGAAAGGCCCAUUGACAGGUCACAAGAUUUCAGGGAUACGAUUUGUCUUGGAGGAUGGAGCUCAUCACAUGGUGGAUUCUAACGAAAUCUCUUUCAUCCGAGCUGCUGAAGGUGCCAUGAAACAAGCUCUGAAAGAUGCAAGAACAUGUAUUCUUGAGCCCAUUAUGGAUGUGGAAGUGGUAGCACCAGUUGAAUUCCAAGGAGCAGUCAUGGCUGGAAUUAGUCGCCGUCAGGGUGUUAUCACGGGGCAAGAUGCAGCUGAAGACUAUUUUACCCUCACUGCUGAGGUGGCACUGAAUAAUAUGUUUGGAUAUGCUACAGAACUACGGUCAUGUACAGAGGGAAAAGGAGAAUACACAAUGGAAUACAGUAAAUACCAACCUUGUUCAUCCAGUACACAGGACGAAUUAAUUAACCAAUACCUUGAAGCAACAGGGCAACUCCCUGGGAAAAAGGGCAAGGUCAAAGGUUAAUGCACAUUUCCAAGAAACUGCAAACAAGCUGUGUUUGUUGCAAGACUCUUACAGUUGAACAAGUGAAGAAAAUUCAGAACAAUUUCAUCCUGAAUCAAAGUUUUGACUUUAUUAAGUCAUGAAAAGACUGUUGUUUGCAUAGAAAUUCCAUGAAUGAAUCACCAUCUUAAUUUAUAUUAAAAAUGUUUUGUUUUA